Molecule: messenger RNA, 1140 nt
Organism: Protopterus annectens (West African lungfish)
Lineage: Eukaryota; Metazoa; Chordata; Ceratodontiformes; Protopteridae
Product: prostaglandin reductase 2-like
Exons: 7
Coding region: 7-1140 (377 amino acids)
Biological process (GO): prostaglandin metabolic process
Molecular function (GO): 15-oxoprostaglandin 13-reductase [NAD(P)+] activity
Source: RefSeq, a predicted model, not a curated record
GAAGCAAUGACAGAUAACUUCAGACUGGAGGAGACUAGCCUACCUGCAGAGAUUGCCAGUGGACAGGUAAAGGUGAAGACCCUUUACCUGUCAGUGGAUCCCUAUAUGAGAUGCUGUAUGAAAGAAGACACAGGCAUUGAUUACUUAAAGCCAUGGCAGAUUUCACAGACUGUACAAGGUAUAGGCGUAGGAGUUGUUGUGGACAGCAGACAUGCCGGUUUCACCUCAGGAGAUACUGUGACAUCAUAUUAUUGGCCAUGGCAAACCGAGACUGUUGUGGAUGGGGGCCUUCUUCAGAAGCUUAAUCCUGCUCUAGUUGAUGGGCAUCUGUCCUACUUUCUGAGUGCAGUGGGCAUGCCAGGGCUUACUGCUCUGUUUGGAGUAAAAGAAAAAGGAUUUGUGACCCCUGGAGCCAAUCAGACUAUGGUUGUUAGUGCUGCUGCUGGUGCAUGUGGUUCCUUGGCUGGACAGAUUGGGCGUAUUCAAGGUUGCUCCAAUAUUGUGGGGAUUUGCGGCUCAGAUGAGAAGUGCAGGAUUUUGGUGUCAGAAAUGGGAUUCAAUGCUGCUAUUAAUUACAAGAAAAGUAUAGUGCUGGAGGACCUGAAGAAAUUCUGUCCAUCAGGAAUAGAUGUCUACUUUGACAAUGUUGGUGGCGAGAUAAGCGAUAUUGUUAUAAGCCAGAUGACGCACAAAAGUCAUAUAAUCCUUUGUGGACAAGUCUCGCAGUACAAUCGGGAUGUUCCAUACCAUCCACCUCUGCCUCCCAGCACUGAGGCCAUACUACGAGAAAAAAAUAUCACCAGAGAGAGAUUUCUGGUGCUGAAUUACUCUGACAAGUUUGAUGAAGCAAUGUUGCAACUUAGUCAGUGGGUGAAAGAUGGGAGUCUGAAGGUGCCAUUCCCUGCUAGGCUGGAUUCUAUUCUCCUGGCACCAGUAAUGAUGUUGAUAAAAGUGUCAGUGGAUGCAGUCUUGUCACCUUCUGUAUCGAGCAUGCUGUCAGUGUCAACAGCCUCUGUACCAGUACUGGAGGUGUCAGGAAUUCUUUCUGCCCAGAAGCUUAGGGUUGUCUCUUCAUCGUCUUCUUUUUUAGCAAUGAUUCUGUUGAGGUCAGUUCUAACAUCACUGAAGUUGCCCUUAUAG